GCAUCCUCUGCGAGGCUCAAAAGGGUCUAAGUAGCACGCGCAUCGAGAUGGCGCGAAAAGUCCGCGAAAGCUGUAGAGAGGUGGCCGUGCGGGAUGGCAGCGACUGAGGAGGGGCCUGAGACCCCUACUGAGCGGCUGGAUGUCGCGCGCGGCUUGGAGAACGUGCCUGUGAGCGCGUGGCCCCCGGGGGCGGAGCCAGAGCCCUUCCAGUAUACUCCUGACCAUGUAGCUGGACCUGGAACAGAUGUUGAUCCCACACAAAUAACCUUUCCCGGAUGUAUUUGCCUCAAGACUCCCUGCCUCCCUGGUACUUGCUCCUGUCUCCGUCAUGGGGAGAACUAUGAUGAUAAUUCACGCCUUAGAGAUAUAGGAUCGGAAGGAAAGUGUGCCAAGCCAGUUUUUGAAUGCAACGUCCUGUGCCAGUGCGGUGACCACUGCAGGAACAGAGUGGUCCAGCAGGGUCUGCAGUUCCAACUCCAGGUGUUCAAGACGGACAAAAAAGGCUGGGGACUUCGUACCUUGGAACUGAUACCAAAAGGACGGUUUGUCUGUGAAUAUGCUGGUGAAGUUUUGGGAUAUGCUGAAGUACAGAGAAGAAUUCAGUUACAAACAGUGCACGAUCCAAAUUACAUUAUAGCCAUCAGAGAACAUGUGUACAACGGGCAGGUAAUGGAAACAUUUGUUGAUCCUGCCUAUAUUGGAAAUAUUGGAAGAUUUCUCAAUCAUUCUUGCGAGCCAAACCUGCUAAUGAUUCCUGUCCGAAUUGACUCAAUGGUACCAAAGUUGGCACUUUUUGCAGCCAAAGAUAUUUUGCCUGAAGAAGAACUCUCUUAUGACUAUUCGGGAAGAUUUCUGAAUCUAAUGGACAGUGAAGACAAAGAAAGGCUAGAUCAUGGGAAAAUAAGAAAACCUUGUUAUUGUGGUGCCAAAUCAUGUGCUGCUUUCCUGCCUUAUGACAGUUCGCUGUUCUGCCCCUUAGAAAAGCCAGACGUCAGUUAGGAGCAAAAAGCACGGGAGGAACACAUUAGGCCUCUCUCAGUGGGUGAGAGUGAGAAGGAACUGAACUUGUCUGGCUCAGCCCCUUCCCAGAUCCUCUCUUUCAAGCAGUUUAGCCUCCAGGUAAGUCUCUGCUCUGUGCUAAGCACUUGGGUUUCACUGUAGGGGAGGCAGGUGGUUGUCUGACUCUGCCUCUGUCUGGCUGCAGAAGUUUAACUCAGGAAUAUGGCAGAGACUAUAAAUUGUCUGGCAAUACCCCUUCUCCCCUUCUAUAGUAGAAUUCUCCAUUUUUAGCUGGAUACUUUUCCUAGUUAGAUGUGGCUAAGUGACUAUGUUCUGCUAAUGAGAUAGAAGCAAAAAUGGUGUGUCUUUAAACAGAGACAUUUUUCCUUAUCCCAGUCUUUCUUCCUGUUGGCUAGAGUGUAUGCAUAUAGCUGGAGCUGGGCAUCCAUCCCAGACCCCAAAAUGACCCUAGAAAAGGAGGCCAUACAUAGCUAAUGAACAAACUUGACAGGAGUCAGUGCCAGAUACUCUGGAACUCAUCAGUCCUGAUCUGAUAACCUCUGGACUUUUAGGUGAGAGUCUCCCUCAUUUAUGCCACUCUUAUUUUCAGUUUUCUAGCACUAGCACCAAACUUCAUCAUAAUGAUCCAAGGAAACUCUUGGCUACGUACCUAAGCCUUGCUUUCCAAUCACUUUUAUCGGUAAUAAAGCUGGUAUUUUCAUUUC
Messenger RNA from Ailuropoda melanoleuca (giant panda), 1724 nucleotides. RefSeq names its product histone-lysine N-methyltransferase SETMAR. Bases 94 to 999 code for a protein of 301 amino acids. Gene Ontology annotation, cellular component: nucleus. Gene Ontology annotation, molecular function: protein binding; zinc ion binding; histone methyltransferase activity. The record is from RefSeq and is a predicted model, not a curated record. NCBI's taxonomy places the organism in Eukaryota, Metazoa, Chordata, Mammalia, Carnivora, Ursidae. The transcript is spliced from 3 exons.